UGACCUGGGGAGACGUCUAGGUGGUCCUAUCACAGAGCAUGGCGAGCAGUACCGUUGUUGGAUGACCAAAGUUGUGUCCAUGAUCAUUAAUCUAGUACAGCUUGCGCGAUGUUCCCAGCUCGGCAGCAUGUGCUGUGUUGAGAUGUGGAGCAUUUUAUAGAUCUGGGGGUGUACAGGGCUGAGGGGGAUCAGAUGCCAGCCAAUGGCGUCAUAGCAGCAGCCGUCCUCGUCGGCUGCACGCUCGCGCCGCACAGCAUACCAACGUCCACAACCAUUGCAACUCUACCACAACCUCGUCAUGGCUGGCACACGAAGAUCUACGCGUCAAACGGUGGCAGCAGCACCGAAGUACAACGAAGAUGAUGAUUCAUCCACAGCAGAAGUACAAUCCAAGCGCAGCGCCAAAAAGACGACGCGUCGCAAGCGCGAUCGUGAAGAUGAAGACGCAGACGAAGAAAUAGCAGACAACAGCCCUCUGCCGCCUAAGAAAGCCGCCACGGCCAAAGCCAAGGCUUCAAAAGCGAAACCAAGUCCAGACACAUCCGCGCCAAAAUCCAAGACCAACCCUCCACCCGCCCCUUCCUCACCCACAAACCGCGACGCGAACGGCGCUCAAGAAGUCUACUGGCUCCUGAAAGCCGAGCCUCUCCCCCGCUACGAGAACGGCGUAAACGUCGCCUUCUCCAUCUCUGACCUGCGCGCCUGCACAGAACCGGAGCCUUGGGGCGGCGUUCGCAAUCCCCAAGCACGCAACAACAUGCAAGCCAUGCGCAAAGGCGACCUAGGCUUCUUCUACCACUCCAAUGCCAAGCCCUCUGGUAUUGUAGGCAUACUGCGUGUAGUUGAAGAAGCCAAAGUUGACGAGACGGCAUUUGAUCCCAAGGAUCCUUAUUAUGAUAAGAAGAGCGUCAGGGAGAAUCCUAAGUGGUACUGUGUGGGCGUCGAGUUUGUGAGAGAGUUCGAUGACAUUGUAGAUUUGGCGAGAAUAAAAGAGUAUGCAAAGGAGGGGCCAUUGAGGGAUAUGCAGCUCGUUACAAAUUCUAGAUUGAGUGUGAAUAGGGUGAGGAAGGAAGAGUGGGAGUUUAUAAUGGAGUUGGUUGAUGGGGCGAACAAGAACGAUAAGACCGAGUAGGAAGAUAGCGGUUGAGGAAGUGUGAUUACUCUGAGGUUGGAUUCAAGAUACCCCUUGUGCCGUUACUCCUAAACGCUAUUU
Alternaria alternata is the source of this 1213-nucleotide messenger RNA. Its product is annotated as DUF55-domain-containing protein. Gene Ontology annotation, cellular component: nucleus. The transcript has a single exon. The coding region runs from base 299 to 1132 and encodes 277 amino acids. Lineage: Eukaryota; Fungi; Ascomycota; Dothideomycetes; Pleosporales; Pleosporaceae. The record is from RefSeq and is a predicted model, not a curated record.